UGUAACAACUUCAAGCUACAGUAGUUUCGAGUUGAAGUUGACACAUCCGCUCCAAUCUGGCAACCCGGGCAUGAUUUCUGGGCUUGUGUGAGUGUAGCAGCACAUCAGCGCGCGCGCUUCCAGAAGAAGCUCGCAGCCUCACCGCGCCGCUGCUGCAGCAUGCUCAUGGGGAGAGGAUACAGGAGGAGCAGCCGCUGAUCAUCUCCUUCUCACGGCAAGUUUACUGACUUGGUACUGAUGUGCUGUUGCGCCCCCUUUCAGUGCCUCCUGUAGUGCAUCAUGGGAAAACACCCAACAUUCCUGCUGCUGCUUCUAUGGAUGCUCACCACUGAGUUGUGUCAGGCUGAAGAUGUGAUAGCGACAACUAUGAUACCAGAGGAGGUGACUAACAUCCCAGUAUCCCAUAAUACUCUGACGACAACGAGGGGAGCUAUCCUAGCAGCUCAGUUUGAGUGUUACCUGAAAAUACUGCACGAGUCACCACGCACAGAACCAGGACCGUACUGUAACCGCACGUGGGAUGGCUGGCUCUGCUGGGAAGACUCGGCUCCGGGAACCGCCAUGCAGCAAUGUCCUAAUUAUUUCACAGACUUUGACCCGACAGAGAAAGUAACCAAAGUGUGUAACCCGGAUGGACAGUGGUUCCGACAUCCAGACAGCAACCGACUGUGGACCAACUAUACCCUGUGCUCAGCAUUCACCAAAGGAAAAGUCACGGUUGCAUUCACCAAUUAUUAUCUGGCAGUGCUGGGUCACACGCUGUCUAUGGUCUCCCUACUUAUAUCCCUUUUCAUCUUCUCAUAUUUCAAGUGUCUAAGCUGCCAGAGGAUCUCUCUCCAUAAGAACAUGUUUCUUUCCUUCAUCUUCAAAUCCAUUCUCAUGUUGAUCUUUUUAGCGAUGCUCCCUAAUGAGCGACUGGCUUCCACCAAUCAAAUUGGCUGUAAAAUCUUGGCGAGUCUGAUUCUCUACACAGAAUGCUCAACGUACUUCUGGAUGCUGUGUGAGGGGAUCUAUCUGCACACACUCAUCAUCGUGGCUGUGUUUGUAGGAGAACAGCAGCUGAGCUGGUACUACCUGCUGGGCUGGGGAUUUCCAAUUAUUCCAACUGUCAUAUACGCUGUGGCCCGUCUGUACUUCCAUAACGACAUUUGCUGGUUAAGUAACAUUAACCUUCUCUACAUUAUCCACGGCCCCAUCCACGUCGCCCUGGUGGUGAACCUGUUCUUCCUGUUGAACAUAGUGCGUGUUCUGAUCACAAAGCUGAGAGUGACCCACAGGACAGAGUCCAACGCCUACAUGAAGGCUGUGCGUGCCACCCUCAUCCUGGUGCCCCUGAUGGGCGCUCACUUCAUCCUGGUGCCCCUGCAGCCCAAAGGCAGAGUUCCCUUGGUCGUGUAUGAGGCCUUCAUGAACGUCUUCAUGAAUUUUCAGGGUUUCCUGGUUGCCAUCAUCUUAUGUUUUGGAAAUGGAGAGGUGCACUCAGCUAUAAAGCGUAAGCUUGCCCAGUACCGGGUCCAAUGCCGGCAGCGCCUGGUGACGAAUGACUCUCAGUCUCACAACUACCACACCAACACCUCGCUCAUCGAAACCAGCCGAGGGACCGUGACUGUGGAACAUAUGCCACCCCAGGUGGAUGAGGACAAAACAAACAUACCCACGUUCGUCCUCAAUGGCCAGAGCAAUGCCAAGCGCAGUUUCAUCGGGGAAGAUCACAAACCCAAAGUCCUCGAGUCAUCAAUGAUCUGACACUAAAAUGGAAAGAGACUUCUUUAAAUCUUCACGCCCAAGCUCUUUUAAAGAAAUGUUAUCUUGAAUGUGAACUGUGGUUUAAAAAAAAAAAAGGUUGUUAGUAUAAUUAGCUUUUUUAUACUAACUGGUCCAAAUUUUCAUUUCAACAGCGUCGUCUGUUCGGUUAUUUCAAAGCACUGAAACAAAGGAAAGUGAGUGUUUAAAGCAGCGGCUAAACAUUUGACAGAGCUCCUCUUGAAUGAUGUCUAAGGUUUUGCCCUUUCGUCAGGAGAUCAUGAGUUUGAAUAUCAGACGCCACAGCAGUCUGGGAACCCAAGCAAGUGUUGAACUUUGAGUUGGGAAAGUUCAUCUUGCUUUCCUUUCUGUCUGUCACUUAGUCCGACUCUAGCCAAUUACCAUAGGGCCUUUAGAACCGUCCUUAACAUGUGAGGCAGUUUAGGAAGAAGCAUGUCGUAACCUUUAUCGGGGUGGACAAAUCAGUCGCUGGUUAUUUGUAGUUACAUCAUGGUAACACAAGUUGAGAUAAAGAAAAGCAAUGUAGGGCCUGUUGACUUUCUCAAAGCAAACAUUUUCAUUUACGAUGUAGCUAAGUUUAAAUGUGACACACAUCAAUGCUGUAACAAUAGCACAAGUUACUUGUUCCGAAUCACACCACCUGCUGCACUACAAUCAUUUCCCAAAAUGGUUUAUCGUAGUUGGAUUAAUUACAGAGGUGCUAACAAGAAAGUCCUAGCAGGCAGAGAGUGAAAAAAACAGACUUUUGCCACAAAAGUCUUUUACUGUUUCUUUCAUUGAUACGUGUUUCACUGAUUUGGGCAUUUACACAUUUUUACCGUACAGUUAGCCGUCAUGGAAUGUGAUUUCAAAUAAAAUGCCCAUGUAACUUUAGCUAGCUAAUUAUUAAGUGGCCACUAUUUCACUACUUAGUUAUAAAUAGUUCUUCCUUUUUAUGCCUCCGCCACCGUAAGGUGCAGGAGGCAUUAUGUUUUCAGGUUGUCCGUCUGUCCGUCCGUCCGUCCCGAAACCUUGUGAACACGAUAUCUCAAAGGCUAAUGAAAGGAAUUUCACCAAACUUUCACCAUUUGUGCGCUUUGGGACAAACAUGAACUGAUUAGAUUUUGAGAUCAAAAGGUCUAAGGUCAAGGUCACUGUGAGGUCAAAUGGCUGUCCGAAAACCUUGUGAACACAGUAUCUCCAAGGCUAAUACAAGUAAUUUCACCAGAUCAAGAUUACUGUGAGGUCAAAUGUCCAUCCCCAAAUCACAACUUAAUAAGGCGUGUAGUCUACCGGGCGGAGGCAUCCCCAUCGACGCCGUUGGCGUCGAGUUCUAUCUAGUUUUUUUUUUUUUAAACAAAAAGCCCCAACUUUGUUUCUUAUAUUUGCUCACAAGAUUAAAGCUAGUCAAUUUGACAAUGUGAACAAAUCUGAUUCACUUUUAAUCCGAUGCUGCUUUAGCUCAGACAGCAGAAAAGCAUUGAUCUCACAAGCAAUCAAAAUUCAUAAAUGCCACUCCUAAACCUCAGAUCUUGGCCCUGCUGUAAUUAGCUCUCAUGGAUCAGAGACCAUUUUCAGAAUCAGAGAUAGUCUGUGGAAACAAUACUCGCAUAACAUGCACAAUACGUCACCUCGCACGUAAACGUAUCGAGAGACGCUAGUUAAACUCAAACAGUAUCUUUUACAUUGAUGUGAGGACAGAAGUCCAUAUCUGAUAGCUGAAACUUUGGACAGUGACAUGAUGUGCUAUAUUAGAACGUUUUUUAGAAGAGGAAAAAGUUUGUAUUAAUGCACUUCAGUAUCUAACUAGCUCACUAUAUGUUUUUAUUUUCCAUUAGCCACCACUUUUUAGCCUAGUCAGCUAGCUUUCUGUGCAACCAAAACAUAGGACUUAGCCGCAUGUUGGAGCUUUUAUUUGUGUUAGCUAAUGAAUUUAUGAUUUGUCCACCUCCCAGAUUGGUAGCUUAGUGCGAUACAGAGCAAUCUAAAUGAUGGGCUACGAGAAAUUUGGGGAAAAUUUGGUUAAAACACUUAUAAUUCAGAGGAGUUGGAUAUUUUGUAGCAUAUCCAGUGGACUUGUGUUUUAUGCAUCUGUAUGUGCACUUGAUAAAAGAUUUAGCUGAAUUCUCCUUUUCAAAUGGUCUAUAAAAGAAGUAAAAAAGGCAUUGUGCGUUUCAUCAAACCCCAAAAAUUAGAUCAUAAAUGAGAAUUCCAGCAGGUUGCCCCUUAACUCAUUUGUACCUACUGAUUUUUGUUGUUGUUGUUGUUGCAGGAACGACCCAGACGGAGAAAACAAUUAAAGGAAGUUGAAUUGUUUGUUCGAGCACUGAGAACAUUUGAAAUAUGUAAUUAUUUCUUAAAUAUGUGUAUAAACACUUGUAAAUAGGCGUUCUGUGUGUUUUUCACCUACUGCCUUCUCUCAUUCUUAGCGGAGGCUUUUUUUUUUCCUCUCUAGAUUUAUAUUAUAGUGAGCUGUUGAAAGAGGUGUUAUUUGCUUGUAUCUAUCUCUUGGUCAGAUUUCUUGGCUGAAACAUUCCUUUCAAACUUCCAGCAUGUGAAUAACUGUCAUUUCACUAUAUGUGUAAUGGAUGCUAUUGUUAUAAAGAGCACAAUAAAUGUUAC
Neoarius graeffei (lesser salmon catfish) is the source of this 4365-nucleotide messenger RNA. It is a transcript of the gene calcrl2, whose product is annotated as calcitonin receptor-like 2. The record is from RefSeq and is a predicted model, not a curated record. Lineage: Eukaryota; Metazoa; Chordata; Actinopteri; Siluriformes; Ariidae. Gene Ontology annotation, cellular component: plasma membrane. Gene Ontology annotation, molecular function: calcitonin gene-related peptide receptor activity; adrenomedullin receptor activity; calcitonin receptor activity. The transcript is spliced from 13 exons. Gene Ontology annotation, biological process: angiogenesis; cell surface receptor signaling pathway; adenylate cyclase-activating G protein-coupled receptor signaling pathway. The coding region runs from base 280 to 1746 and encodes 488 amino acids.